UGGAGAGUUCAUAAAGAUAAUUACAUGAUUAUGUUGUCUAUGAUGAGAUGUGUAACUGUCAUGCUGCUUAUUGACCUGGUUUGCGCUGGUCGACUUCUCUGGAGAAUGAAAGAGCGUUUGCAUAAUAUCCAACAGGUCAGAAUAAAACAACAAGUGAUGACACACCCCUCCACUGCUAUUCCCAAAGAAGGCAGAAUUCACCAACCACUGAACCAUUUAGACAUAAAAAAUGCCAAAACCUUUCCUCAGAGAUUCUUUGUGAAUGACAUCUAUUGGCAGCGAUCAGAUGGACCAGUCUUUCUCUACAUAGAAGGAGAGGGCCCCCUCUCUAAAUUCAGUGUACUGUACGGUCAUCAUGUGGAAAUGGCAGAGAGACAGGGAGCUCUGCUGGUAGCUCUGGAACACCGCUUUUAUGGGGAAAGCAUUAACCCUGACGGUCUGGAAACAGAGCAGCUGAAAGAUCUCUCCAGUCAGCAAGCUCUGGCCGACCUGGCAGUGUUUCAUCGUUAUAUCAGCCAGCGUUUUGGCCUCUCUUAUAAAAACAUCUGGAUCAGUUUUGGGGGUUCCUAUGCUGGAGCUCUAUCGGCUUGGUUAAGAGGAAAGUUUCCUCAUCUCAUCUAUGGAGCGGUGGCGUCCUCUGCUCCUGUUCAUGCCCAGCUGGACUUCAGCUCAUACAAUAAGGUGGUUGGUCGUAGUCUUAUGAAAAAGGCAGUAGGAGGCUCUAAAAAGUGUUUAACAGAAGUGAGAGAGGCGUUUGCCGCAGUGGAGGCCGCUCUGCUGAUGGGUAAUGAAAUCCAGCUUGCCAAAGACUUCGGCUGCUGUGAGACCCCCAUAGAACCACAAGACAAGACUGAGCUGAUGCAGAGUUUAGCUGACAUCUUCAUGGGCACCGUCCAGUACAAUGAGGAGGGGGUUGCAUUCAACAUCGAAGAGCUUUGUCACAUUAUGACCAAUAAGAGCGAAGCUUAUAACCAGAAGGAGGAGGCUUAUGACCGUCUCAUCAAACUAGUGGAGAUGUAUCGUGCAAGGGUGGACGCACCUUGUCUGGAUGUCUCUCAUGAGAAGUUUGUGCUUGAACUCAAUAGCACCACAGUUAGAUCCAGUUAUAGGCCGUGGUUGUACCAGACCUGCACCGAGUUUGGCUUCUAUCAGACAUGUGAGGAUGAUAGCUGCCCUUUCUCACACACGAUAAACCUCCAGUCUCAGGCCGAGCUCUGUUCUCAACUCUUCAACAUCCCACAGUACAGUCUGCCUGUCUACAUUGACUUCACCAACCAGUAUUAUGGAGGAAACCGGCCACAAACACAGCGCGUGCUGUACGUCAACGGCAACAUUGAUCCAUGGGCGGAGCUAAGCGUGACCUGGAAUGACACUACGGUGGACAAUGACAGGGUCAUUCUUAUUAAUGGCACUGCACAUUGUGCUGACAUGAACCACCAUAAAGCUCUCGACAAACCUGUGCUGCACCGGGCCAGAAAGGAGAUUGAAAGACGUGUGGCCAUGUGGCUUACAAUGCAGAAUGGCACUACAUGAUUUAUUCAGAUAUUUUGACAUCAGCAUUAGUAGCUUCAAAUUUACGCUUUUGCAUAUUGCUCAGCCACACCAAAAGAUAUCAGUAUAGCAAAGAGCACCGCCUCUCUCCUUCGAAAGAAAAAAUGACACAGGGCCUUUGUUAUCAACACCCUUGUUUACAUUUGCAGUACCAGAAUACAAUUCUUGCUUUUCCUACAGUAUGCUGACCAUGCAAGGUAUGCAAAUGUGAUCGCUCUAAAAGUCUUAAUAUGCCAUCAGAAAUGUAUUUGCAAAAGAGAUUACGGCUCGUCUUAAAUUGCUUACAUGUUUUUAAACAUAAAUCAAAAAUAUACUUUGCCAAUAAAAUUUGUGACCUUGGACCACAAAACCAGUCUUAAGCAGCACAGGAACAUUUUAGUAAUAGCCAAAAAUACGUUGUAUUGGUCAAAAUGAUCGAUUUUUCUUUUAUGGCAAAAAGCAUUUGGAUAUUAAAUAAAGAUCAUGUUCCGUGAAGAUAUUUUGUAAAUUUCCUACCGUAAAUAUAUUGAAACUUCAUUUUUGUGAGUAAUAUGCUAUGCUAAGGACUUCAUUUGGACAGCUUUAAAGGCGAUUUUCUCAAUAUUUUGAUUUGUUUGCACCCUCAGAUUCCAGAUUUUCAAUUUGUAUCUCAGCCAAAUGUUGACCUAUCCUAACAAA
Molecule: messenger RNA, 2208 nt
Organism: Triplophysa rosa
Lineage: Eukaryota; Metazoa; Chordata; Actinopteri; Cypriniformes; Nemacheilidae
Product: thymus-specific serine protease
Exons: 12
Coding region: 25-1533 (502 amino acids)
Biological process (GO): proteolysis
Cellular component (GO): lysosome; endosome
Molecular function (GO): dipeptidyl-peptidase activity; serine-type exopeptidase activity
Source: RefSeq, a predicted model, not a curated record